This is a messenger RNA of Papaver somniferum (opium poppy), 492 nucleotides long. RefSeq lists its product as uncharacterized. Gene Ontology annotation, molecular function: nucleic acid binding. The coding region runs from base 1 to 492 and encodes 163 amino acids. The transcript is spliced from 2 exons. NCBI's taxonomy places the organism in Eukaryota, Viridiplantae, Streptophyta, Magnoliopsida, Ranunculales, Papaveraceae. Gene Ontology annotation, biological process: DNA integration. The record is from RefSeq and is a predicted model, not a curated record.
AUGUGCAAGUGUGGAAUCACUCACAAGGUAGCAACACCGUACCAUCCACAAACCAGUGGCCAAGUAGAAGUUUCUGAUAGGGAAAUUAAGCAUAUCCUUGAAAAGACUGUUAAUCCUACUAGGAAAGAUUGGUCUUCACGUUUAAAUGAUGCUUUGUGGGACUAUAGAACUGCGUACAAAACUCUUAUUGGCAUGUCCCCUUAUAGAAUUGUAUAUGGUAAAGCAUUUCAUCUACCUGUAGAGCUAGAACAUCGUGCUUAUUGGGCUGUUAAGAAAUUGAACUUUGAUCUUGAUAAGGCAGGAAAAUUACGUUCUCGAUGGUCAGGCCCAUUCUUCGUACAUACUGUCUUCCCUCAUGGAGCUGUUGAAAUCGAAAAUCCAUCAAACAAGAACAUCUUCAAGGUCAAUGGUCAGAGAUUGAAACCAUUUCUGGAGUAUCUUCCACCAGAAGUUGAGACCAUAAACUUGGAAGACCCUGUUUAUGUGGACUAA